Striga asiatica is the source of this 663-nucleotide messenger RNA. The record is from the annotation of a GenBank genome assembly. NCBI's taxonomy places the organism in Eukaryota, Viridiplantae, Streptophyta, Magnoliopsida, Lamiales, Orobanchaceae.
AUGCGAAACGAUGUGCAAUCCCUCAAACCCGAAUUCCCCGCCAACGACAAGCAAGUCGUCCCCUUCACCACCUCAAUUAAAACAUUACGCGCCGCCAAGUCCAUCGUCGCCCCACCCCCAAACACCAACCCCACCGCCGGCACAACUCUCCCGAUCUCCUCCGAACCCCCGACAAAACAAGCAUCAAGUAUCGAAAAACUCCCCGCCGAUUUAAACCUCUUCAAUAUAACCCUCACCAGCUCCUCCCUCAGCGCCGCCCUCGAAAUCGUCGUCCCCGAGUCAAUAAUCGUGGGCACGCCAAAAUCAGAGGCCGGCAGGCCUAGCAGCCUGCCGGCCACCGUCACUCCCGAAAGCUUCACAAAGUAUAGCGUCGGGUCCCUCUCGUCGGACACCAACGGCGUGAACUUAAAGCCUCCGCUCCCGAUUCUCCCCAGCGGCGUAGCCGUCGGGAGGCAGUACGCGAAUCCCGACCCGUAUUUUCCCGAGAGCUGCGACAGCAAGGAGAGCUCGUUUUUCGCGAGCCCGAUUAGCCCGGACGAGCGCCCGAAAAGCCCGUCGUUGUCUUGCCCGCACCCGAACACGAACCCGGCUAGCGACGAGUCGGGACCAAACGUGAGCCGGUCGCGGCUCAGAAACCCGAUCGAGAACGAUUGGUCGCCGUAG